Molecule: messenger RNA, 1890 nt
Organism: Brassica napus (rape)
Lineage: Eukaryota; Viridiplantae; Streptophyta; Magnoliopsida; Brassicales; Brassicaceae
Exons: 4
Coding region: 1-1890 (629 amino acids)
Molecular function (GO): zinc ion binding
Source: RefSeq, a predicted model, not a curated record
AUGUUUGUUGUGUCUUUUCAUGAAGUUCCUUCUCUUGUUGACGAAUCUGACGAUGAAGAAGCUAUGGAGCGAAACGCCUUUCGAAUCGAGGAAGAUGUGGCUGGUUUCACUGAUGAGGCUCCGAUCCGUCAUGAUAUUAUUCCAGAGAGUGAGAGCGACAGUGAUGCUGAGGAGGAAGAGGGACAAACACUUUCGAAGAAACAAAGAACCCGAGAUCGAAGAAAUGUGGACUCGGUGUGUGGUUGGCGUAUCUACUGCUCUACUAGGGCAGAAUCUGAGCGAUGGCAGGUAAAAGUGUUCAAGGAUGAGCAUAGUUGUGUACCCAAUGGAGAAUGUGAGAUGAUUAAAGUCCCUGUUAUAGCUAGGUUAUUUGUGGAUAAGAUCAGGGAAGAAAUGGAGUAUUAUAUACCUAAGACGAUGGAAGAAAUUAUUAAGGAAAGAUGGAAGAUUAGUGUCUCAAGACCUCAAUGUCAAGCUGCUAGAAACAAGGCAUUGAGAUGGAUUGACAAAGAAUACGAGCAGCAGUUUGCUCGUCUUCGUGACUACGCAGCUGAGAUCAUGGAAUCAAACAUCAAUUCUACGGUGGAGGUUGAAACUGUGAAAAAUAAAGAAGGCCAAGAUGUGUUUGAUCGAUUUUAUGUGUGUUUAGAUGUGUUGAGGAGAACAUGGAAAUCGACUUGUAGGCCAAUACUAGGAGUUGAUGGUUGCUUCUUAAGAGGAAAAACCAAAGGUCAAUUGUUGGUUGCUCUAGGUCGAGAUGCUGAUAAUGCCAUCUAUCCUAUAGCAUGGGGUGUUGUACAAGUUGAAAACACUGAUAAUUGGUUGUGGUUUGUGAAGAACAUCAAGGCAGACUUGGCCUUAGAUGAUGGUGAUGGUUUCAUAUUGAUUUCAGACCGUCAAAAGGGAUUGAUCAAGUCUGUGAAAACAGAGCUACCAAAGAUUGAGCAUCGAAUGUGUGUCAGACAUAUAUAUGGAAACGUGAAGGGCAAACAUGGGAAGAAGACUGAGCUGAAGAAACUAAUUUGGUGGCUUGCAUGGAGCUAUAACGAGGCAGAAUAUAAGGAAAGGCUUGACCGUGUGUUCAACUAUGAUUCAGAGGUAUUUGAAGAUGUUAUGAAGAAAAAUCCAACUUCUUGGGUAAGAGCGUUUUACCGGAUAGGCAAUUUCUGCGAGGAUGCUGAGAACAACUCUACAGAAUCGUUCAACAGCUCUAUAGUUCAAGCGAGAGAGAAGCCCUUAGUUCCGAUGUUAGAAACAAUUGCGCGUCUGGCGAUGGUCCGUAUAGCUGCUAGAGAUGCUAAAGCUACCAGCCACAAACACAUAUGUACUCCUUAUGUGAUUGAGUAUCUUCAAGAGGAACAUAAUAAGGCUGCAAAGUGUGUGGUUCAUAGAAGCACAAAUAAUAUGUGGUUAGUGAAUCUCGAAGGAUGUUAUUUUCGGGUUAGCUUAGAGAAGAGAUCAUGUAGUUGCAUGAAAUGGGAUAUCACAGGAAUCCCAUGUGAGCAUGGAUACGGCGUUAUACUCCAAAAGAAACUAGAAGCUCAAGACUUUGUCUGUCACUGGUUCCGGACAUCAACGUGGAGAAAGACUUAUGAAGAGGGUAUAAUUCCAAUAAGAGGAGCACGGUUCUGGCCAAGUUCAUCAGCUCCAUCAGUUCAUCCAGCCCCUGAUCCUGAUCAACCUGGCCGCAAAAAGAAAAAUGCGAAGGAGAAGAGGAAGAAAGGUGUUAAUGAGUCGCCAGUGAAGAAGAAAGCUAAAACUCUGAAGCGAAUAAUGCAUUGCGGAAUUUGCGGUGAGGCCAACCACAACUCUCGGUUCCAUAAAAAGGGUCAGAAGGAUGGAACACCACAAAUCAAAGCUUCCCAAGGGUCAGCUGCUCAAGAGAUCUAA